Messenger RNA from Cicer arietinum (chickpea), 1944 nucleotides. RefSeq names its product AUGMIN subunit 4. Gene Ontology annotation, cellular component: HAUS complex. Gene Ontology annotation, biological process: spindle assembly. NCBI's taxonomy places the organism in Eukaryota, Viridiplantae, Streptophyta, Magnoliopsida, Fabales, Fabaceae. The record is from RefSeq and is a predicted model, not a curated record. Gene Ontology annotation, molecular function: microtubule minus-end binding.
UAACUUAAAUAAUUAAAUUAACAUAUUAACUAUCAUUAAAGAAGAAUUAAUCUAUGAUAGAGAGUAAAUGUACCUAAAAUAUAUCCUAAAAAAGAAUCAUCCAAAAUUGUUUUGCAGCAAAUUAAAAUCUAAGGUUGGCAAUUGUGAUUGUUAGGGCAGAUACCCGCAAACAAUCAGUUGAAUCCAACGUAUUCGCGCAAUGAACUAUUACGAAAACAAGUUCGCAAAUCGCAAACUUGAGCAUUUUGUUUAGUUUCAGUUUGAAUUUGUUAAUUGAGAUCCCCGAACCAAACUUGUUCUUCAAUUCUCUUCUUCUUCUUCUUCUUCUUCAACCAGCUACUGAAACGACACCGUUUCAAUCAAUGGUGAAAGGUCUGCACGGCCAAAACCUCCCUACCGAUGUAGCGCAGGUGGUUGAUCAGUUGGAGCGCCACUGCUUGGCUCCUGAUGGAUCUCUCAUCUCCAAGCCUCUCUAUAACGAUCUCCAACUUGCCAGAGAGGAAAUGUGCAGGGAAAGACUUCGGUACCUCGAAGCCAUGGCUAUAUAUUCUGAGGCCAUUGCGAUGGUGGAAGAGUAUCAUCAAGCCAUUUCUGUGUCGAGCAUUGGUGGAAUUAGAGAUACUGGCGGUCUUUAUCCGCAGUUUGGAUUGAGAAACACUCCUCAGGUUUAUCAGACAUUAGAACACCAAAUGAUUGUCGCUGAAGCGGCUCAACGAUUGAGAUUACCUCUUAUAUCCAAAGAUGGAGAAGUUCACGAUGAAGAUAUUGAAAAGCUAAGCGUAGUGUCUCGAAGCUCCCUUGACAGUGCUGGCACCAGCACCGUGAUCAACUCAAGCAUGAAUUCUUCUAAUUAUUCCACUCCAAACAGCUCUGUUAACGGGGUUAAUUCUUCUCUUGCUUCUAUGGAUCCAGUGGAAACUAAAGUUGGUGGUGUUCCUAAUCGUUUUCUCGGAAUUACACCUGCAUAUUUGUGGCAAACUCAGCAUCAACAAACACCUUUAUCUGUGGAUAUGACAGAAUAUCGCAUGUCUCUCUCACGUGAGGUAGAUGCUCGCUUGAAAAUGAAAUGUGACAAGUUAUCAGAUGCUUUUGUAUUGGAUGACAACGAUUCAUCAUCAUCCGGUAGUCAAAGUUCAACUUCACGGCUUCCAGAAAGAGUGAAGUUGUUGAUUGAGGAGAUUGAAAGAGAAGAAGCAUCACUGAGAGAUGACCUUUAUUCCGCUGAUAGAAAAUUCGCUGAAUAUUAUAAUGUAUUGGAGCAGAUACUUGGGGUGCUUAUUAAACUUGUCAAAGAUUUGAAGUUGGAGCAUCAACAUAAAUAUGAUGAUCUGCAGAAAACAUGGCUCUGUAAAAGAUGUGAGACAAUGAGUGCAAAAUUGAGGGUUCUAGAACAUGUUCUCCUCCUUGAAACUUACACUAAGGAGUCUAUACCUGCCCUUCAUAAGAUAAGGAAGUAUCUCGUUGAGGCUACUGAAGAGGCUUCUAUUGCAUAUAAUAAAGCGGUUACUCGUCUGCGUGAGUACCAGGGUGUUGAUCCUCACUUUGACAACAUUGCAAGACAGUACCACGACAUUGUAAAGAAAUUGGAGAACAUGCAAUGGACAAUCGACCAAGUCGAAAUGGAUCUGAAACGUUUGCCGGAUAAUGCUAGUACAUAGAAGUUUAAUGUUGUGUUCAUUUAACAUGGUUUUGUUGUCUAUAUGUGAAUGGUGUUAAAGGCAUGACCCCUUUCCUUAACCCUGUAUUUGUUGUCACUUCUGAUAGAGAUAAAGACCAUUUGGUUUGAAACAUCAUUCCAUUGUGGUGCAUUAGGAAGAGUGAGUUGAUAUAUUAAUCCAGAAAAAGCUAAAGGCUAUGAAAAUCAACUUAACGAAACUCACGAAAGGCGUGGUUAUUGAAGUAGAGUUACUUUUCUAUCUUUAUAAACUGUUUUUUACAACACUC